CUAACUUCAAAGGAGCUCAAAGCCAAGGGUGAAAUUGACUUCUUGAAUGAUAAACUAUUGCAAGGUGGUCAGCUUGGUGAAGUCAAGACAGGGAUCAAUUACCGUGAGGUACGACAAUAUGACAAUGGAACAUCUGUUGUUAAAUUUUACUUUGCAACCCGAUGUUACUCAGACCAUUUGGAAUCAGUCCUCAAUGAACUCAAAACUAUGCAACCCCAUGCUGUUAUCAUGAACUCUUGCCUCUGGGACCUUCACCGAUAUGGUCCUCGUGGUCCAGAUUCUUAUCAUGUUAACAUGAAGAAACUGAUGGUAGGUUUGAAAAAAGUCAUUCCUAGUGAUGCAGUUUUUAUCUGGAAUGCUACUCUUCCUUUAGAUUCCAAAUGUAAAGGUGGUUUUCUGUUGCCAUAUUAUGAG
Molecule: messenger RNA, 414 nt
Organism: Actinia tenebrosa (Australian red waratah sea anemone)
Lineage: Eukaryota; Metazoa; Cnidaria; Anthozoa; Actiniaria; Actiniidae
Source: RefSeq, a predicted model, not a curated record